Molecule: messenger RNA, 6580 nt
Organism: Leptidea sinapis
Lineage: Eukaryota; Metazoa; Arthropoda; Insecta; Lepidoptera; Pieridae
Gene: MFS9
Product: vesicular glutamate transporter 2
Exons: 11
Coding region: 174-1700 (508 amino acids)
Biological process (GO): transmembrane transport; monoatomic anion transport
Cellular component (GO): plasma membrane
Molecular function (GO): transmembrane transporter activity
Source: RefSeq, a predicted model, not a curated record
GGGGAUGCCGUGUGAAUUGUGAGUGGUAUUGGAUUAUGGAUACGCCAUUCAGUCUCGUACAGGCGCGGGCGUCGAAAGACUUGCCGGCCUUGCUCCUCAGCUCACGGUAAUUUCAACCGUUCUUCUAUAGCAUUAAUGCAUAUAUUCGUGUGAGUGUUGUGGUGUUUUUUAAAAUGAGCGAAGACAAUGCCGUGACGAACGAUUUGAAACGGCAGGCUGCUAUGUUCUACAAUUCUACGGAAAGAGAACAAAUAAGAGAGUACGGCACGGACAGUUCAUCAUGGAGGUUCUGGCAGAAGCGUCGCCUGGUGGUGGCUCUUCUGGCGUUCCUCGGCUUCUUCAACGUGUACGCUCUCCGCGUCAACCUGUCAGUCGCCGUCGUCGCCAUGACGGAACCCGUGGAGACGGAACUUGAAAAUGGCACUAUAGUAUUUGUGCCAGAGUUCGACUGGAGUUCUCAAACAAAAGGUCUGGUAUUAAGUUCGUUCUUCUACGGUUACCUGAUCACCCAGCUGCCUGGAGGGUGGCUUGCAGCAAAAAUUGGAGGUAACAGAAUGUUCGCGAUCGGCGUGGGCGCAACAUCACUGUUCACUUUGUUCACACCGCCGCUGGCACACACCAGCACCUCUCUACUCAUCGCUGUCAGAGUUAUUGAGGGACUGUUUGAGGGUGUAACAUACCCGUGUAUCCACGCUGUGUGGGCACAAUGGGCUCCGAGCGAGGAGCGCGCGCGAUUGGCGACGUUUGCGUUCAGCGGCAGCUACGUGGGAACCGUGGUGUCCAUGCCAAUAUGCAGCCUGCUCGCCAAGUACACUGGCUGGCCCGGUAUCUUCUAUGUGUUCGGGUUGAUCGGCUUAGUGUGGACGACAGUGUGGUGGCUGGUGGUGAAGGAGUCGCCUGAAAGCGACCCUCAUAUAACUGCGGCUGAACUGAAAUAUAUUCAGGAGACUCGCGGCGGUCGUUGUACGAGCGGGUUGAGCGUGACGUCACACCCGUGGCGCGCGAUGCUGACGUCACGGCCGGUGUGGGCCAUCGUGGUGGCGCACUUCGCCGAGAACUGGGGCUUCUACACGCUGCUCACGUUCCUGCCCACCUUCAUGCAAGAUGUGUUCAAGUUCGAGACAUCGCAGACGGGCUGGCUGUCGGCGGUGCCGUACUUGGCCAUGGCGAUGGUGCUGCAGGUGUCGGGUCACCUGGCCGACUGGCUCAUGGUGCUGGGCGUCACCUCGCGGACCAAUGUGCGCAAGUGGUUCACCUGUGGCGCGUUCAUUGCUCAGACGAUCUUUAUCGCGGCGGCCGGGUACGCCAGCACCGUCUCUGCGUGUGUGGUGUGUCUCACCAUCGCUGUAGGACUCGGAGGAUUCGCCUGGUCCGGAUUUAGUGUAAAUCACUUAGACAUAGCGGCUCCUCACGCCAGCGUACUGAUGGGAUUGUCCAAUAGUGUGGCAACACUACCCGGUAUUGUCAGUCCACCGCUAGCGGGCGCCAUCGUCACUGAUAAGGCAGCAGAACAAUGGCGUAUCGUUUUCUUCAUAUCGAGCGGUAUAUAUCUUUUCGGAGCCGUGAUAUACUUCCUGUUCUGUUCCGCGGAGCGACAGCCCUGGGUUAUUGAAGCUAAUAACGAUCCCAGUUUCGAUACUGACGGGGCUUCAAGUAGAGGAUACGAUAACAAGGCUAUGGAUAGGAACUCUGAAAUGUGAAUGUGCCGAUAUAUUUGUAUAUACAAUUUGUUAUUUUAAACGUGAUAUCCCUCGGUUCUCGGAUUAAUUACACAAAUAAAAUUUGUAACCAAAGUUUAUGAACGAUGCGGGACUCGGGUUUCGUCCGAGCGCUAUUCCACUGAGUUAUCCGUUCGAGUUACGUAUCAUUCGUAAAUCCUGGUAUGUCUUGGUGAACUCUCAGGUUGUAGCCGAAAGGUCUCGGUCUCGGGUUCGAGUCCCGCGUCGUUCAUAAAUUUUGGUUACAAAUUAAUUUAAUAUUUGUCCAUAUAUUAUUUUAUGUUAGGUCCGUAUUCCAUAUUAUGUAUUGUAAUAUAGUAUAAUAUAGCCUCUUUCUUGUGUACAAUUAUGAAAGCAGUAACAAAAACAUUUGAUGUACGACCAAGUCUUGGAAUACGUAUCUUAGAUGAAGAAAAAAGCGAUAGGUGCGAGGUUAAUAUUACGAAAUAGGCCAUAUAUGCCACUAUUUUUAAGUUAUAUAUUCAUCAACUUAUCUACAGUAUAUUUAUGUAUUAAUUAGUCUGUUAAUAUAUGCUUUGACUGAUUGCACUGCAAUCGAAAUUACACGAUCAAGCCUUUGAUAAUUUAUAAGUCGAAAUAGAGCCUCUAAUCAACAAUAGACAACCGAUGAAAACAGGCCAGAUUUAUUGCUUAAGUGUGCGUGACAAGCUACAUCUUUCACUCGCGAUUUACAUGUCACUUUGUGUUAGUUGGCGUGCAUUGCUCAAAAUAGAGGUUAACUGUCGACCUCAAGUUUUUCGAUCUUGUCACAGCUGUCACAGUAGACUGUGAUUAUAUCUAGAGAUCUUGACGUAUAAAUGAUCUAAGGAUCAAGCAUUAUACACAUGAUAGUCAAACUCAAAGUCAAAUAAACUAAGCGCUAUUGAAUCGUCAUUAUAAAUAUUUCAUUUAAAUUACUGAUUGUACCAUAUUUUUGGAAAAGUAUACUUCGUGAAAAGAACAUACAAGAAACUUGAUUAAAACGAGUUUUUUACAAUAGCUGUAAAAAGUGUUUUCUUAAUAACAAGAAAAGUGUGUGUGUUCUUAUAUAUGCACGCAAGAAGUUAUACUUCUUUGGCCAAACGAUGCAAAAAUCAUUAAAAUGAUUUAUUCCUCUGAGGUUUUUAGAAAGAACAAUUUUGUAAAAAUCUUGCAAAAAUGGCUUUGACAUUUAGUUGUUAAAUAAUGAAUACGGCUGUAUGGGCUUGAACCCUUUGCCUAUCUUAUAAUGGACGAAAAAAAAAUAACGAAUGAGGCUUACAUUAGAAAAUUUUAGGAACCAACUUCAACCUGUUACUUUUGUGUUACAGUAAUGCGCGCGCAUCUUAUAAUUUUUUCAUAUUUUUAUAACGCGCCUAAAGAAGUAUAACUUUAAAAAUAUUUCACGAGUUUGAAUUUAUUGUUUGUGUGAGGCUGCUUCGUGAGAGCACAGUUUUAUUUACGAAUUUUUAGUAUUUACUGUAGCACAAUAUGUAUCUAUUAUGUAAUAAUUGAUUUUCUAGUGGACUAAAUAUAUUCUUUUUUCAUUAUAGAUAAGUAUAAACUUUACCAGGUUAUGUUGUUCAAAUUAUUAUUGUGUAAUCGUGAAACUGUGGAAAAUAGAUGUUAAAUAUUACAUGAUACAAUAUUAUAACGUUUAAAUUAUUAAAACUUUCGUGAGACAUUAUUAUCUGGUAUCCUUGCGUUUUAUCCUGUAUCCGGUAUUUAUAUAGGUACAUAUAGUAGUAGUUCUUUAUACAUAAAAAACUUUCGUGUGACGUUGUUUGUCCGCGAUGAACUACUGAACCACAUCUAAUAUUGCACACCAAUUGUGCAGUUUCAUCCAACAGUUUUUAUUUAGAUUCAGAUUAAUUGCUAUUUGUUCUAAGAGCCAUAAAACAAUGCGCAAAGUUAUUGAAAACAAAAUAUAUUAGUAUUUCCAUGGCUUUAGCUGGUGUCGGCCAUUUUUGUUUAGAUCAUGAUUUAGAGAACGGGAACAUUAUUUUGUGGAAUUGUUUUUUUUGAAGCAAAUCAUAAUAUCAUAUCGUAAUGUGCCCACUAUUAAUUAAUUCAAAUGCAAUAUUUUUAUUUUGACGCGUUUACUAAAGUCACAAUUUCUCGCACAACUUUGAAAGAGCGGCAAUAUCACAGCACGACUCUUUUAUAAAUCUUGUGUUCUGUUUUCGAUAACCAAGCUUAUUUAUGUAGCAACCUGUAACAUAAACUGCAAAAUUGUUAACACAAGUGGAUAUAGCGUAUCACGUGGCCGCGCCAAGUUUGGCGCCAAAACAGCUCAGCAUAUUGUCAAAGCCAUGAUAUUACAAUUUCACACAACAUUAUUAUGUUGAUUACACUAAUUUAUACAAGUAUAAGAAACUAAUAAGUAACAGAGGCCGAUUCGCUUACAUAACAAUUUGUUAAUUACACUAAUGUUUAACUAAAAGAUAAUGACUAUACAAUAAAACCAAGAAACAGACCAAUCAGAGACGGCCUCCUAAACUAACGACCAGUAAAAUUGUCAAAAUAUCAUUGUUUUACAAUAUCACUAUAGUGUACCCGUGACAUUACAAUGUCACUAAAAUCAGGGCGUUAAAUUGUAAGAAAUGAAGUCGACUGACAAUUUAAGGUUUAUUUAUAAUAUCACAGCUUUGACAAUAUACCUGCCAUGUACACUUGCAACUUGUAACAUUGCAACGCAAUAUUGACAGACUUGCGCCGCAAUGGUGUGCAAAAUACGUCAACGAAGAAUCUCAUAGUUAAAAAUGAUCGUUGUUUAUUUCAUUUUAAAAACAGAAAAUAGUUUAAAAAAUACAAAUAAAAUGUAAUAUUUUUAUUGGUUAAUUUGUAGCUUGUGAGAGAGUUUCCGGAGUUGUUGUUAUAUAUAUAUUAUAUGCGUUGUUUCACGUCGACCCUUCCGAUUAAUACUAAAUAACUAAUUACUUUAAUAACUAGCUCGUGGUCCUUAAGUCACCUGUAAGGCGACAUGUUUAACCUGGCUACACGUGACAACGUAAUAUGAGGUGAACGUGAACGUUAGUCAACGCAUAGUGAAAGUAAAAAGUACUAAUUUUAUAUAAAAAUUCACUGUCAAAAUCGUGUUGUGUCAUGAGAACACCAAACAGUUUCGUGUACGAUACGCAUAAAUACGAGUGGUACGCUAGCGUUUCUGAUUUCGCCAAACGUUCCCAAUUAUAUUUUUUUUAUUAGGUAAGCUUACAGCCACAGAGUACAGCUAAAACAUAUUAAUAAACAUAAGACCAAUUAAUUAGAAGCUGCCACAUAUGGAAAAACAAAAAUUAUUUCAAACUAUAUAAAAUUAUAUCUAACGACAUUUUUUGAAAGUGUUACAAUUUAGCUUAUAAAUAAAGUUUAAUCUACCGCCAACAUAUAUUAUUUACUAAGUGCACAUCUAGUACUUUUAUGUUACUAGCAAAUAUAAAAUUUUUCCAUUAAUUCAGUUAAUAGAAAACAAAUUGUAGAAUAUAGAUUUUAAAAUAGAGAUAUUAUAUCAAUAUCUUCGCCAUUUGUGAUCGGUUUUAAAGAUGUAUGAAAUGUCAGUUUUUAAAUAUUUAAAUGUAAAACGCUAUAUUUGUGAUUUAAUGAUGCUUAAGUCUGUAUCACAAUAUUAUGAUAAAUGAUAGAAAAAUUCUUAAUGAUAUAAAUGUAAUUAAAUGAGUGAUGUGAAAUUAUUAUUUUAGCUUAGAUAAAUCUAAAUCUAGCUUGUAAUUUGAAUUUUUAUCAAAUUUUUUAAUUUGCAUUGUACGUUGUAAUGGAAUUUUAUGUAUUAUAAUAAUAUGGGUGACUCUAUUGUCAAAGUCGUGAUAUUACAAUUAAAUGGUAGAUUGUCAAUCGACUUCAUUUCUUACUACUUAACGACCUGGUUUUGGAGACAUUGUAAUGUCACGGGUACACUAUAGUGAUAUUAUAAUAAAUCUAUAUAAAGGUAUAUCACGUCGAGCGUUCUGAUUAUUCAAUUCAUUUUUUUUAACGAAAUUUGCAAGACAAUACUAGAAAAUAAACAUUGGAGAGUGUAUGCAAUUGUCCGUCUGAAAUCAUUGUUGAAAUAAUAGUGAACUAGGGCCGAUUCGGUUCUGGCACUCGCCGGUCGCUGCCGCGGCACGCUACGCUCUGCUCAUGCGUUGUGUCAGUCUAAAUUUGGUUUUGAACUCUAAUAAUUAACAGAGGCCGAUUCGCUUACAUAACAAUUAGUUAAUUACACUAAUGUUUAACUUAAAGAUAAUGACUGUACAAUAAAAACAAGAAACAGACCAAUCAGAGACGGCCUCCUAAACUAACGACCAGUAAAAUUGUCAAAAUAUAAUUGCCUUACAAUAUCACUAUAGUGUACCCGUGACAUUACAAUGUCACUAAAACCAGUCCGUUAAGUUGUAAGAAAUAAUGACGAUUGACAAUAUAAAGUUUAUUUAUAAUAUAACUAGUGAAAUUGUAAUAUCGCGGCUUUGGCAAUAUACCUGCGACGUGUAUAUGAAUACGGGGCGUGGAACGAUAUUAAUAUAGACAAUGUAUGAAAUUCUUACGUAAUAUUUAGUUUAUAAAUGAAAAUUGAAGUCUGUCUGUAGAUUCGCUAUAUCUCUGAAACGGCUGGACCGAUAUUCACUGAAGUUACUUUGGCAGAUAACUCGUAUUAUACCUACAUGGACUUUAUGAAAUAUUCUAGAUUCUUACGUAAAAUAAAAUUGAACAAUAUUAAAUUUAAUAAUCAGAUUCCCGAAAAGUUCAAGAUUCAGUAAAGAAAAACUAUGAGGAGAGAGCUCAUCCAAUAAUAGGUAUCCAUCAUGGUAUUUUUAUGCAACCCGUUUUUAUCUAUAGCUAUUGCCCCAUGUGAUUAAGUAAUUGAACUAUUAUGAAUAAACUUUUAUGCA